AUGAAAAAGACCACACGACCCAUAUUCCCCGUUCCUGCAUCUCCCCUGACUACAUCUCGUCUGCUCCUCCGGCCAAUCAAACAAUCAGAUCUGGCCGAUUUCCAUGUCCUCCGCACUCGGAUCGAAGUAAUGAAGUGGACCAGUACCGGAACAAUCGACGCGGACCCGGAAGCGACCCAAGUCUGGAUGCAUAGAUUUCUUCCACCGAAUGAUGCCACCACCUUCAACUUCGCUGUGGAAGAGUUGUCAGCUCCUGGAAAAGCCAUUGGUGUAGUGGGCUGCCAUAUUUCCGAGCCUCCUGAGUGUGGAUACAUGUUGAGAGAGGAAAUGUGGGGGAAAGGGUAUGCCACCGAGGCAUUACAACGAUGGCUUCAGGCUUGGUGGGAAUUGCCCAGGAAAGAAGUGGUCCUGAAAGACGAUUCGAGUUCAGAUAAGGUGGAUAGUGAUAUAGAGGUGCCGGAGGUGUUGAAGGCGGACAUUGACGCCCAGAAUGUUGCCAGUGCGCGAAUUUUGACGAAAUGCGGCUUCCGGCAGGUCUCCGAGGAGCUCAUAGAAGAGAAUGGGUCGAGCACUAAACUGGUCGUCUUUGAAUUAGACAGGCCGAGAUAG
This is a messenger RNA of Rhinocladiella mackenziei CBS 650.93, 609 nucleotides long. RefSeq lists its product as uncharacterized. The record is from RefSeq and is a predicted model, not a curated record. The transcript has a single exon. NCBI's taxonomy places the organism in Eukaryota, Fungi, Ascomycota, Eurotiomycetes, Chaetothyriales, Herpotrichiellaceae. The coding region runs from base 1 to 609 and encodes 202 amino acids. Gene Ontology annotation, molecular function: acyltransferase activity, transferring groups other than amino-acyl groups.